Syzygium oleosum is the source of this 1553-nucleotide messenger RNA. Its product is annotated as expansin-A20. The transcript is spliced from 3 exons. Gene Ontology annotation, biological process: plant-type cell wall organization. The record is from RefSeq and is a predicted model, not a curated record. Gene Ontology annotation, cellular component: extracellular region. The coding region runs from base 517 to 1278 and encodes 253 amino acids. NCBI's taxonomy places the organism in Eukaryota, Viridiplantae, Streptophyta, Magnoliopsida, Myrtales, Myrtaceae.
AGUCCCAGAGAGCACUCCUUUCCCGCCGAAUCAUUGAUUAGCGUUUCUUCCUUCAAUCAGUCAAACUUUAUUGACAAUGGAGUCUCUCUCUCCCUAUCUCUCGUGCUCUUCUCAAAAGAAGAGCCUGAACAGGAGCCCGCAUUUCUGCAGCAAAGUGUAGAAAAAUACCCUUUAACUCUUCGGAUGAACCGGCUUCUAGGGCUUUCCACUUUCCCUCCCUGUGUCUGCCACCAGCAUAAAGCCUCCAACCCUUCUCUUGUCUUCUCUUCUCUUCCUCGGUUUACACCCAAAGUUUCGCAAAGCACGCUCUUUGGAAUGUCCCACGGUGUGAACCGAGUCUGCUAUUUGUUGCUUUUCGUCAAAGGGUUCGGGGGGUUAUCCGUCAUUUGGUCCCUUCCUUAUUCCUUUCCUCUCUCCAGGCCACUAGCAAGUCCAAAUCCCCAUGGCAAUGAGAAGAAAAGGUGAGGUAUCCUAAGUGAAGUACAAGCCAAACAUCCUAGGAACAUUGAUGCUCAAAUGGGUGUUCUUCGGUCCACGUUUCUCUGCCUGAUUGUUAUGCAAACCUGCAAGCUUGUUGCCGCCUCUGACGCUGCUGGUGAAUGGAGGUCUGCUACGGCAACAUACUCCAAAGAGACGGAUGGAUCUUUAAUAACUGGAGGGGCUUGUGGUUAUGGGGACCUUCACAGGGCCACCUAUGGCAAGUACAGUGCCGGCUUAAGUGCGAUGCUGUUUAACAGAGGGAGUACCUGCGGGGCUUGCUUUGAGCUCCGGUGCGUCGACCACAUCCGGUGGUGCCUCCCCGGCAGUCCGCCGGUGAUCCUCACCGCCACCGACUUCUGUCCUCCGAACUACGGACUUUCGGCAGAUUACGGCGGGUGGUGCAACUUCCCGCAAGAGCACUUCGAGAUGUCGGAGGCGGCCUUCGCCGAGAUUGCGGAGCGAAGAGCUGAUAUGGUGCCUGUUCAGUACAGGAGGGUGAGCUGUGUGAGAAGCGGUGGUCUGAGAUUCACAUUGAGUGGAAACUCUCGCUUCUUUCAAGUCUUGGUAACGAAUGUAGGACUAGAUGGGGAGGCGAUUGCCGUGAAGGUGAAGGGAUCGAGAACAGGGUGGAUACCGAUGGCGAGAAACUGGGGCCAAAAUUGGCAAUGCAGCGUCGACCUUAGAGGACAGCCUCUCUCUUUCGAGGUGACCACCAGCGACAGAAGAACCCUCACAUCUUACAAUGUGGCUCCGCCGAGCUGGCAGUUCAGUCAGACAUUCGAAGGGAAACAGUUCUAACAUGGAAAACCAUGAAGAACGGGAAAGACAUACUGCCAGCAUUUCACGCCAAGCUUCAGGGCAAAGCAUUCAUAUUAGAAGCAGAUUUCUAUCAUGUCUUCUUUGUACCAUGAACAUAGUAGCAACCACAAGAGGGUAGCAAAGUUGCGUAAGACAGUUGAAUAGACCAUGAAUACAAGGACCCAGUUUUGUCUCAUUGUAUUGUGUUAAUGAUCAAAAGGCGGAUGCAUGCCUUCAUUGCCCAGCAAUGCAUUUACAUUGGGCAAUUGGAGUAA